Molecule: messenger RNA, 711 nt
Organism: Cucurbitaria berberidis CBS 394.84
Lineage: Eukaryota; Fungi; Ascomycota; Dothideomycetes; Pleosporales; Cucurbitariaceae
Product: polysaccharide lyase family 3 protein
Exons: 3
Coding region: 1-711 (236 amino acids)
Biological process (GO): pectin catabolic process
Cellular component (GO): extracellular region
Molecular function (GO): pectate lyase activity
Source: RefSeq, a predicted model, not a curated record
AUGAAGCUCGCUGGGGUUAUCCUAGCCGUCUCGGCUCUCCUGCCCGCUGCUCUUGCCUGCAACGGAUAUACGGGUGGUGUCCCUAAAGCUGUUGAUACUAAAACCAACAGCAAGGUCAUUGAGGUCCCUGCUGGCAAGGUCUUCGACGGUGGCUGGUAUAGGUACGACCGUGGUAAUGGCGCUUGCUCUGGCCAAACUGAAGGCGGCGCUGCUGACGCUGUCUUCUUACUACAUGAGGGUGCCACCCUCCGCAACGUGAUUAUCGGCAAGAACCAGGCCGAGGGGGUCCACUGCCAAGGAAAUUGUGUGCUUGAAUUCGUCUGGUUCGAGCAAGUCUGCGAGGAUGCUAUCUCCAUUAAAGAAGAUAAGCCCGGCACCCAGAGUUGGAUCAUUGGUGGUGGUGCCUACCACGCGUCUGACAAGGUUGUGCAACAUAACGGUUGCGGGACCGUUAACAUCAUCAACUUCUAUGUCAACGACUACGGAAAACUGUACCGUUCUUGUGGAAAUUGCUCUAAGCAGUGCAAGCGUAACGUCUACAUUGAGGGUGUUACUGCCGUGAAAGGUGGAGAGCUCGCUGGGAUCAACUCCAACUACGGCGAUACAGCUACACUGAAGAACGUCUGCGCAGAUGCGAAGGUCAAGUGUCAGAUGUACACUGGCUGCGCGGGUGGCUGCGAGCCAAAGAAGGCUGGUACAUGCAGUGGCUAA